AUGAAUAUUAAAUAUACACAAAAAAAUAACCAUAAUGCUGUUCAAUAUCCGAUACCAGAUGGAUAUAAUGUGAAAACGGAAAUUGCAGAUCAAAUGCUAUGUUGUGAAACAAAGUAUACUUUGGCAAAUAAGGUUUUAUACACUAUUACAUGGAAAGAAAGACGAGCAGAAUGGAUGGUAUCUAGUGAGCGAUCUGCUAGUGGGGCUGUAAAUGAGUUCCUAAAGAAAACUAAUCGUAAAAAAUCUCAAAUUUCUGGAGUACAUGUCUUUGGAUUUGAUAUUGAAAUAUUGCAUCAAUUACGAAUUGAACAACUUAAAGAACUAUCAACUGAUAAAAUUACUAUUGAUAAAAGAAAAAGGCCACUUAAUGAAAUACAAUCAUUGUCACAGCAAAACAAACGAUAUGCAUCAUUUGGAAGAGAUACUUACAAGAAAGUUAAAAACCUUAUCUUAAAACAUCGAAUGGUCUCAGAAUCUGAGGAGCCAAUUUGUAUACGUAGUAUAGAAUUAGAAAAUGGGAAUAAUAUCAUUAAUAUAAAAUAUAAUUCAUUAUUAGAUCUUACAAGGUUAAAUGCAUAUGUACGUGUGUGUAAUGAGGCCUUAUUAAGUCGUGAUGGGUAUCGAAGGCUUGCAGCUAUAGAAGCACGAUUGAUACGGGAGUAUCAAGUUGCACAUAGGCGAAUUGAGAUUACUAAAUUAAUAAAUAACCAAAUAAACAUUGGAAUAUUUAAUCUUGAUAAAGGACUUGAUCAGCAAUUUAUACUUGAUGAUGAUGAUGAACCUCAAGGUAAUCCUGAUAGAAUUAUAGUUGAUGAACAAGAAGUUGAAAAUGGUGUUUAUCGAUCAGUCUGA
This is a messenger RNA of Rhizophagus irregularis DAOM 181602=DAOM 197198, 852 nucleotides long. The record is from RefSeq and is a predicted model, not a curated record. NCBI's taxonomy places the organism in Eukaryota, Fungi, Glomeromycota, Glomeromycetes, Glomerales, Glomeraceae.